This is a messenger RNA of Parasteatoda tepidariorum (common house spider), 1728 nucleotides long. RefSeq lists its product as uncharacterized. Gene Ontology annotation, molecular function: protein binding. Lineage: Eukaryota; Metazoa; Arthropoda; Arachnida; Araneae; Theridiidae. The record is from RefSeq and is a predicted model, not a curated record.
AUUCGAUAUCUUAGGAAUAAUACUGCCAAUGUAUACAAUGGAUGGCAAAGAAGCAAGAUGAUCCUCGCCAUAAGAGGGAGAAGAACAUCUUUUAGAAUCUUCUUAUUUCAAAAACAUCUGUUGAGCGUAUUCCUUAUCUUUCAAUGGGCCAUGCUUCACCUUCUAACAGCUGCUACAGAAGGGGGUGUUAACGAUGGAUGCAAAGUAUCCUGGAAUGUUUCUGUCGUCCUGAUCUCUUGGAGACCCCCAGCUGUUCGUGUUCGAUGGCAUUUAAAUCCCACAAAUUUCUCAGUCGCAAGAUUUGAGUUAACAUACCGUCCACUGAACGCUAGGUAUCGGGUGGUGUAUGAUAUUCCGAGAGAGCAAAGAUCACUUAUACUGGAGAGGCUACAACCGGGUACAGAGUAUCAAUUGCACAUAGUGGCAUUCGAUCUCUCCGAAAAUCCUACCAACAUCAGUGGCAAGGUACACUUCGUAUCCCCUGAUGUUACACAAAAUGAUAACUGGAAUCAAAAAGCACACAUGGAAGCUAAAUCUUCUACUCCAUUCACAUUUCGAGAAGAAGAAGUGGUCAUCAUAGUGCUUGUACUAGCAGUCUGGGUAUUCGUCAUAGUACUUUUCUUCAACAAGUGGGGAAAAAUCCGCAUGCUGGAACCCUAUCAACCACAGUACCACUCGCAUCCGGUUAUAGCUAAACCCACUCGAUUGCCACUCAAUGAUGCUUUGGCUCCUCUUGAACGAUUCAACAUGGAAUUUGGCACAGCAUCUACUCCGUACUACAUCAACAGGAUGCGAUCCAGGCAAAAUUCGGUGUUUGUUGGCAGUCCUUAUAGAAGUAGAAGCGGCUCCAUGCUUUCAGAACCUCGAAUGCCACGAAAAGUAAAAAGUGCUGAGGACAUUAAAUCAUUAGUAAUUCAGGUUGGUGAUAGGAAUUUUCAGCAGCCUACGGCCCUUUGAAUAAAGUUCUAGAGCACUUUUUGCCACCAUAACAUAUGCCAACAAACACAAGAAGAAAAAAACAUGUUAAUUUGAUGGUACAAACCGGUUCCAACGGAUUCUAUCACAAGUGCAAAUUGUUGAUAGUAUUGCGCAAACAUCGUUGCUCCACAUUUGUGGUGGUAAAUGUACUUGUGUGUUUUUUAAUGAAUCCGGAACCUGUUAUAAUCAGCAAAAAAAGGAAGGAAAAGUAGCAAAAUGAGGUAUCUAAGGAGGUAUCAGUGCAAAAAGGAGGCAGUUUCGGUAUCCUUUUCUGCACCAAGCACUUCAAAAUGAAUUUAUCAACACAUUUUAUAACAAUUUUCACUGCAUUGUAACUGUAAACGGAUUGUUUAAAUUUCAGAGUCAAUUUUCAUCUAUAAAGUUUUAAAUGAAUAUAAUUGUUAGAAGUUUUCCAGAAGGUUAUUGAUAUUUACUAUCUUAUAUAAUACUGUAUAUGAGAGCAAUGAACAAUGUUAUUUACCACUGAUCUGGAGAAAUUCAAAGUAAAGUUCAAGUUAUUUGACAUAGAGGUUUUUGACUUUACGCCCAGGUUCUAGUUUUAACCAUUUCGAAAUGGUUAAAGCUUGAGUCUGUAGUUUUCGACUUUUGAUAGACUCUAGUCUUGCUUACCUUGUGAAACUACACAUUGUUAUAGGAUAACGGUCCAAAUAAUGUAUUUUCCAUUUAUUACACAGCAAUGUUUAAGUAGUUUCGUAUAAAUAUAUCAUGUACAUAUACUUAAGUGAAAAA